This is a messenger RNA of Neoarthrinium moseri, 2073 nucleotides long. RefSeq lists its product as uncharacterized. Gene Ontology annotation, molecular function: zinc ion binding; sequence-specific DNA binding; DNA-binding transcription factor activity, RNA polymerase II-specific. NCBI's taxonomy places the organism in Eukaryota, Fungi, Ascomycota, Sordariomycetes, Amphisphaeriales, Apiosporaceae. The transcript has 5 exons. The coding region runs from base 1 to 2073 and encodes 690 amino acids. The record is from RefSeq and is a predicted model, not a curated record. Gene Ontology annotation, biological process: positive regulation of transcription by RNA polymerase II; DNA-templated transcription.
AUGGCUUCCGUGUCGUCGGCUAGCAAGGAGUCCACCUCGGACACACAAGGCGACCUGCCACACUUGCCGGCGUGUCGGUCGUGCCACGACAGAAAGGUCAAGUGCGACAACCAGAGACCGAAAUGUGCGCCAUGCGCCGCCCAGGGUGCGGCCUGUGUUAUGAUCAACCCAGAUGGUGGGCCUGGAUUUUCCCGGCAGUAUGUCACUGUCUCUCCUCUCUGUCUCUCUCUAUCUGGCGAUAUAUCGUGCAAUACCCUAGCCACCAACUUACCAGCGCUUCUCCCUUAUUGCAGAUACAUCUAUGAGUUGGAGCAAAGAGCUCGCGGCCUGCCAGUCGCAUCCUGGCCCACCGAAGCCCCGGAGUCCACCUCUGCAUCUGUCUCGCCAUUGACUACCUCCACCACGCACGAGACACGGGGUAGGACGGCCGACAGUCUCUCAACCGUCCUGCCAGGGGGCGGUCUCAGCUUUAUGAGCCUCCUCUUCACCGACCCAGAAUGGAGAAAGACCAAUGCCAAUCUUCUCCAGACACUGGCUGCGGCUGCCAGGCCGGCUGAGAUUCAUGUCGAAUACAAUCCACUUCCGCCCCCAGCUGAGGCGAGGCAGUUGUUUGAUUCAUACCUCGCGGGAGCCCAUAUCCAGCAUCCGUUCCUGCUGCGGCAAGAUGUGCAAACCUUGUAUGCGCAGGUAUUUCUGGGAGACAGCCAGCCGAAGCCGUUGUCAGAUCAAGUUCUGUUCCGGACUUUCAUGAUUCUCGCCGUCGCAUCUGUCGUUCCGCACCGUAAGGGGCUUCACGCGAGACACCCUUUCGGCUACUACCUGUCUGCUAUGCGGCACUUUGACAAGAAUUUCCUGGCCCGGGGAAUUUCUGCGAUUCAGGAUCUGCUCUUACUGCACCGGAGGGUCUUCUGGACCAGCUACCUGAUGGAUAGGUAUAGUUCUUACACCCUGAACCGCCCCUUUGCCAUUGCGGACCGGGAUAUUCAAGUAAACCUACCGGCCCACGCCGAAGACGAGUAUAUCGCGGCCGCCUCCGAGCUUGCAUUCAAUCUAGAUUCGUUCACAGCUACCCACGUCCCUGUGCUGCCAAACGAGAUGUCUGUCGCUCUUUGCUGCAUCAGCCUGCGCCAAAUCUCGUCACGCAUCCACAGCCAGACGUCACAACUCUCCAAGCUGUACGCUUCACCAUCCUCCCAGCCCGAUCUGCCACUCAUCUCUGGCCGGGUUUACAAGAUGGUCGACGACUUCACCCGGGAGUUGAAAGCGUGGCGCGCGGCGACGCCAAAGUUCGACUCGCCCCGCUGUCUUUACGAGAGCGAGGCAUGGUACGAUCUCCUGGUAGCAAGAGAGAGACUACUUCUCGUCCGGAAGGCCGUCGACCUAGUACCGAAACGCGACGGGCUCCCAUCCCCGUGGGUUCUCAGGCUGUGUCUACACUCGGCGACCCGGUCGAUAUCACUCUAUUCCUCUCUCUUCCGGGAAUCCAGGAUCACAUAUACCAGGAGCUACUUCCAGACCAUGUUCACAGCCGGCCUCUCUAUACUUUUUUGUCUGACCGUCUCUACGGAGAUGAAGCGAGCCGAUAUCGAAGAGGCGUGCAACGCACUGCUCGACUGCGAAGAGACGCUCAAGCAGAUGGCGCUGCAAUUGCCCGAUGCCAGUCCGUAUGCGACUGUCUUCAAAACAUUGCAUCGCAACAUAUUGCAGAAACUAGAUCAAGUCAGGUCCUGCCAGCCCUCAAUCCCAGCCUCGCCAACCCAUGGAGGGUUUGCUCAACCCCAAUCCGUCCUCGGAUCCACAAAUGCAGUUUCAAGCGGUCUUGGCCACGAGACGAUGCAGCCUACACAUACCGCGCAUGGCGACAUGCCGGGGCGAGACAUAUAUGAUCUUCACUCACUGUAUCAGCCACACGUUGACAGUGGUAUGAUGGCCGCAAACGAGGUGCUAAACGGCACUGACGCUUCAGGGUGGGCCUCACUGGCGUACGACACAAUCUGGAACAUGGGAAACUAUUCGUUUGUCGACCCUGGUGAUGCUCAGAAUCUAUGGAAUGGUAUGGAUUUCAACUUUUAG